Messenger RNA from Ostrea edulis (European flat oyster), 1521 nucleotides. Its product is annotated as multiple epidermal growth factor-like domains protein 10. The coding region runs from base 303 to 830 and encodes 175 amino acids. The transcript has 7 exons. The record is from RefSeq and is a predicted model, not a curated record. NCBI's taxonomy places the organism in Eukaryota, Metazoa, Mollusca, Bivalvia, Ostreida, Ostreidae. Gene Ontology annotation, molecular function: scavenger receptor activity.
UCGAUCCCAAUGUGUCGCCAACAUGUUGCAAAUAUGGUUGAUAAUAUUGGUUUUACAACUGUCCACAGCGUAUGAAUGUUCCCCUGGGAAUUUUGGAAAGAAUUGUGAGCAUACAUGUUCUGAGAAUUGUGUCAAAGAUUCCACAAUCUGUAAGGGGACGACGGGAGAGUGCACGAGUGGAUGUCGACCGGGCUGGAGAGGACUGCAAUGUGACAUGGAAAAUGAGGGAAAUGGUCUUUUAUGUGCGAAUGGGCUAAAGAUCCUUGAUACGGGGCACCCUCUUAACGUCCAAUCCGAAAGGCAUGGUAUGCUCCUUGCAAAAGUAUGGUAAGAGUUGCAGCCAGACAUGUGGUAGUUGUCGCGACCAUGAGAUAUGUCAUCAUGUGAAUGGAGCAUGUUUCAGAGGAUGUGACAAAGGGCAUAAGGGAAUAUUAUGCAACGAAGAAUGUGAACCACAGUACCAUGGAUAUAACUGUGCAGAUAACUGCAGUACAGCAUGCAUCAAUCAAACCUGUGAUUCCAUUGACGGAACGUGUUUCGGAGAACAGAUGAUACAAGAAAAGAAAUUUACAUCUGAAGAUAACAUACUAGUGCCUAUCAUAGGCGGUGCCGUCGGCGUGCUGUCAACUUGUUUGCUGGUUGUUGUAAUAUGCUUAGUGCUGAGAAGGAACAAAAAGGCGUUAGAUGACGGAAAUAAAUUCCAUCCGGGUGAUUCUACCAAUUGUCCCAAAGACGCAGCACUAAAAGUCCAAGACGAUGGAAAUGUGAACAAUGUGUAUCAAGAACUAAAAGAACUGAGUCAACCUUCAAUCUAUGAUUCCCUUCAUUAGAAGGACAUAAUAUAUGUCCGUUUUCACUUAGACGUAGGUUUCACUUCAUUGACACAUUUGGAAAUAUGUUGUAUGUUGUACAGCAUCCUCUAGUUUUACAACAAGACGCAUACAUUGUGUUCAAUAUAUACAGUGUGUUUUCCUCUUUAAAAAAAUACAUAUAUGAAUGUUGGGAUAAAAUUAGAUUUAAUCAGGUUUCGGGAAGUAUAAGAUUUUUGUCAAAAUGUUUUACAACAGGAUAAAAUUAGACGAAAUUCAAAAAAAUAUUGUUCGAGUAACUCUCUUAACUGCAUCCGAGAGACACUAUUGUGGUAGAAUGACGUUUCGAAAUUCAACAGUGGAUAUCAGGAGCUAGAAGAAUUAAGUUCAUCGUCAACCUAUGACUUCAUUCAUUAGACGAAAAAAUCUUUACACUCCAUGUAUGCUAGAAUAUGAUCGUUUAUGAUGUAUCACAUGAUGUACAUGCAUUGUAGUAAACAGGUUUUCUAAACAUGUAUAGUUUGCUAGGACAUCCACAAUGUUUACAACAACGUGCAUGCACUACAUUUGAAAUCAGUAUAAUUCAAAGUAUUUCUCUCUUACCAAGGUAGAUAAAUAGAUAAUAGUACAUUUCAGCGAAGAAUAAGAUUUUGUAGAGCGAUGAACGUUUCAUAUGGUUGUGUUUUUCUUAAAAUUAAAAUAUUGUUCUGGU